Molecule: messenger RNA, 576 nt
Organism: Plasmopara halstedii
Lineage: Eukaryota; Oomycota; Peronosporomycetes; Peronosporales; Peronosporaceae
Product: Putative transcriptional regulator DJ-1
Exons: 3
Coding region: 1-576 (191 amino acids)
Biological process (GO): protein deglycation, glyoxal removal; guanine deglycation, glyoxal removal
Cellular component (GO): nucleus; cytosol
Molecular function (GO): protein deglycase activity
Source: RefSeq, a predicted model, not a curated record
AUGUCGACAGUUGAAGGCGAACCCCGCACUGUUAUGAUUCCCAUCGCUGACGGAACGGAAGAGAUAGAGGCCAUCGGGAUUGCUGACGUUCUUACGCGAGGUGGAAUGAUGGUGACAUUGGCCAGUAUCGGUCGCAAGUUGCAGAAUAUUGUGACGAUGUCGCAAGGUACAAAGGUACAAGGCGACAUCGCGAUAGAGGCUUGCACAGAACUAUCGUUUGAUCUUAUCAUGUGUCCUGGAGGACCUGGAGCUCAGCAUUUGCAUGACUCGUCUGAGCUUAUCAAAAUGCUAACGAAACAGAAGCAUCAGGGUCGAUACUAUGGUGGCAUUUGUGCAGCACCUGCUGUUGUACUACUUCCUCAUGGACUGUUAGAUACUGGACCGGCCACGGCGUACCCAAGUUACGCGACUAAGAUGACAAUGGUUGACUAUAAGCCCAAUGAACGUGUAGUGGUGAAUGGCAAGUGCAUUACCAGUCAAGGCCCUGGAACCGCCAUUGAAAUGGGGCUCAAGCUUGUAGAGUUGCUUUGCAGUAAAGAAAAAGCAAAGGAUGUGGCUCAGGCUUUGGUAACGUAA